AUGGCGUCAGCCGAGUUUUUAGAGCAAGCUUUGUCUAUAGACGUCGAUGAGAAUGCAGUAAACGCGAUCGUGGGUUCGCUUGAAAAUCAUUUAGUGACGUCCGUUUCGUCAAUAUCAUCACAGAACAAUUUAGUAAAUGUUAUUCCUAAUCAUCUUAAUAUUACUUCAAGUGCAAAUACCAUUAAUGGACAAAAAUAUAACCAGGACCAAAGUGAUGGUGAUAUAGGUUGUGUAAAUUUUCAACCAUCCCUCGUUUCUUGUGCAUCAUUUAGUGUUCCAACUUCAUUUGUAUCACAAUCAAACGUAUCUCAAAGUGUUUCAAAUAACGGUGAACCUCUAAAAGUUAUUAGUACGCAAGUACAAAGUUUGGCUGUGUCAGAUAGUAAUACACCGUAUUCAAUUCGGUCUCUUUCGAACAAUUGCGUUAAUUUAUCUUCGUCUCAGGCACAGAUAUCACAUUUAAUACAGGGAAGUAGUGUAGUAUCUCAAUCUGGGAACAAAACGAUGAGUAUGCAACCUCCUUUGGUUUUAAAACAGGGUACAACUUCUGGUCAAGUUGGCAUGCAACCUAAUUUGGUCACAGUGCCUAUGACAGUGAAUUCUAGCAUGCCUGGUUCUAUACCAAAUGUUAUGACUAUUAAUAAGCCAGGAGGGCAAAACGUAGUAGUAACAACACAGAAUUUGGGUACAGCACAACCUGCUAUAUUGCCCAAUGUGCAGAUAUUGAAUAUGCGACCGGGCGCUCCAGCUGUUGCGUCACAGAAGUCUGUAGCUACAGUAUCUCCGCGAGUUGUUAUUGGGACUCCACAGGUGGUGGGAACGAGAGCAGCUGCUCCUGGAAUAACGCUGCAAACACUUCAAAGUCUACAACAGGGGCAACAGGGUCAUUUGUUGUUAAAGACUGAGAAUGGUCAAUACCAGCUGUUGAGGGUCGGCCCCGCGCCCGCGGCCAGCACUCUCACGGCGCCUCAGCCGCAGACGCUCCGGCUGUCGACUGUGCCGGCACAUCCAGGCGUAGCGACGGUGUCGACCAGCGUCGCUUCACCCAGCCAGAUGGCAAGUCAGAUGGCUGGUCAGAUGGCAAACCAGAUGCCAGGUCAGAUGCCGGCCGGGCCUGUCGCCACGCCGGUACAGCUCCCCACGGUGACGACCAUCCCGACUCCCUCACCCCAGCCCCAACAACCCACUGUGACGACGCAGAAACCUCUAGACAACACGAAGGAGAAAUGCAGGAAUUUUCUUGCCAAUCUGCUAGAUCUGUCCAGCAAAGAGCCAAAGUCUGUCGAGCGGAAUGUGAGGAACCUAAUCCAAGAACUGAUAGACGCCCAGGUGGAGCCUGAAGAGUUUUGUGAUAGGCUCGAACGUUUGCUCAAUGCGAGCCCACAACCCUGUUUAAUAGGAUUCCUUAAGAAAAGCUUACCGCUACUAAGGCAAUCCUUGGUUAUAAAAGAACUGGUGAUCGAAGGAAUAAACCCCCCUUCACCCCAUGUCGCUUUCUCAACUCUUUCCGGGCCCGCGCCGCAGCCGGUUCUCGCUUCCUCUAACAUUCCAAUGCUAGAUGACGAGGGGAGUUCGAGCCCCAUUCUCACGCCCCUCCUGCCCCCCGUGAUGCCAAUGAUCCCGCCCCAACCGCCUUCACCGAUACCGGUUAACAUAACCGUGCAGAGUGUCGCGCAGCAAAAGCCGCCACCAAAAGCGGGCAGCACGAUAGCAGUUCUGCAGAACAUUCCCGUUCAUACCAAGCUGAAUGUGACCAAGGUCGGUAAGACUAUGCCGGUGAACAGCAAGUCUGGCUUCACAAGAUCGACGUCAUCUUCAUCGGCCCUGUCGACGGUAUUGACGGCCGGAAAGUCCCUCCUCAAAGACAAGGAGAAGAAAGCGACGAUGCAAUUCACUCAACCAUUCGUUGACGAUAAGAUGGCAGGUGAUGACGAUAUCAACGAUGUCGCCGCUAUGGGUGGCGUUAACUUGGCUGAGGAAACGCAACGGAUCCUGGGAUCUACCGAGAUGAUUGGUACACAAAUCAGAUCAUGUAAGGACGAGUACCUGGUCCCGCUGUCUCUGAUGCAGUCUCGAUUAAAGGCGGUCGCAGCCAAGCACGGACUCGAGGAGCCCUCACCAGAAGUGGCAGCAAUCUGUUGCCACGCAGUUCACGAACGACUAAAGAACCUCAUAGAGAAGUUGGCUGUGAUCGCUCAGCAUAGGAUCGACAUGAUAACCAAGCAGUCGGAUUUGAGGUAUGAAACAACUCAAGACGUUAAGGGACAGCUCAAGUUCCUUGAAGAGUUGGAUAGAGUGGACAAGAAGCGCAGAGAAGACUCUGAAAGGGAGAUGCUACUCAGGGCUGCAAAGUCUCGCUCUAAGAAUGAGGACCCUGAACAGGCAAAAUUGAAAGCUAAGGCUAAAGAGAUGCAGCGAGCCGAGCUAGAAGAGCUACGACAGCGUGAGGCAAACUUGACGGCCUUACAAGCAAUCGGGCCUCGCAAGAAGCCACGUCUCGAUGGACCUGGUGGUUCCGGAGAUAGCGCUCUUGGUGCUUCUAGCCAUGGAUCUGGUGGAAUUUCUGGACGGAGUCAGCUGGCCCUGAGAACACGUCUCAAGCGUAUUAAUCUUAGGGAUAUGAUCUUCCUCCUCGAGCAACAGAAUGAAACGUCCCGCUCACAAAUGCUGUAUCGUAGCUAUUUAAAAUAGUUUCGGUCACGACGUGAAAAUUAUUAGCAUUAUUGAUUUUACCUUAAACUGUUAAAAUGACUAUGAUUACUGUGCAUUAUGUUGGACUGAGUUAAAAUAAAAAAAUAACGCCACUUUUCUGUAAAUUAAAAAAAAAUAAUCUAUCCUCUUCAUUGUCUAGUGAAAGAUUUAGAGUAUGUAAUAUGUUCGAAACUAAACUAUCUUAAGAAAUAAAGAAGUAAGUACAUAUAGCUAACUACAUAUUUGUAGACCAUAAAUCACACUAGAAGGCGACACCGAUUAUAUGGUG
Messenger RNA from Vanessa tameamea, 2980 nucleotides. RefSeq names its product transcription initiation factor TFIID subunit 4 (gene Taf4). The coding region runs from base 1 to 2691 and encodes 896 amino acids. The transcript is spliced from 11 exons. The record is from RefSeq and is a predicted model, not a curated record. Gene Ontology annotation, biological process: transcription initiation at RNA polymerase II promoter; DNA-templated transcription. Gene Ontology annotation, cellular component: transcription factor TFIID complex. Lineage: Eukaryota; Metazoa; Arthropoda; Insecta; Lepidoptera; Nymphalidae. Gene Ontology annotation, molecular function: RNA polymerase II general transcription initiation factor activity; DNA binding; protein heterodimerization activity.